AUGUCUUCUCCGGCGAAAACAACUCGUACACCAACACUGACAAGUCUACCACCAUCAUCAAAUAUUGUAGUUGGUGAUGCUCAAGAUGAUUUUCAAGCAUUUCAAAUGCGUCCAGUUAUACGUGAUUUUAAAUUGGCUGCUGAGUUAUUUGCAUCAAAUGGUGAUAUUGUAUUAAUAUGUGGAAGAAGUAAAGAAGAAAGACAAGGCAUGCUAUUAGUAUCAUAUGAAAUUCCAUCCGCAAUAGCAUCAAUAACAGCAUCUAUACGAUUAGUUAAAGUAAUUAGGUUAACAAAGAAAAGUGUUACACAACUUGAAACAAUACCAAUAUUAAAAAUAGCUUUAUUAUUAGGCGAUGGAACUGUUAGUUUACUUGAUAUUGAUUCACUUGUUGAAAUUGCUACUGUAUCAAAUAAUAGUAUUACUCUAUUUUCAACUUGGUAUGAUAUUGGAUCGAAUCAAUCUACGUCUUCAUCAUCAUCGUCAAAUGUUUCAAUAUCAAUUCCGACGGAACUUCAAUUAUGUGCUGCAAUAAGACGCCGUUCACUUGUAUUCUAUAGUUGGCUUCCUCAACAAAAAGUUUUUAAAGAAAAUAAAGAUUUACGUGGUGCUUUUGAUUUAAUUGAUGCUCCACGUGCAUUAGCAUUGUCACGCGAAAAAAUCUGUAUUGGCUAUAGAAAAUCCUAUGUUAUUAUGAGUCUUACAACGGGUAUGAUUAUUAAUGAAUUAACAUUUACAAUGACACAUGAUCCAGUUAUAAAUUGUCUACAAGAUCGAACACAAUGGUGUAUACAAAUGGAAUCAAAUACUGUAUUUUUGAAUUCUAGUUUUGAACCAUUAUAUGAAAAUGGUAUUACAUGGAAAGAUAUUCCAUCAGGUAUUGUCCAAGCAAGUCCAUAUGUAUUAGCAUUAAUGAAUCAAUCAAUUGAUGUUUGUACAUUUAAUGGUUCACAAUCAGUACCUGUUCAACAAAUUCCACAUAAAGGAGCAAUAGGAAAAUGCCGUUUAUGGAUGGAUGCUCGAACUGAAAGAAUUUAUACUGCAACACCAACUGAUGUUACUAUACUUGAACCAAUACCUGUUCAUAUACAAUUACAAAAUUAUACUGGUAGAUAUAGAUAUGAUCUAGCUUUAAUUCUUAUUCGAGCUGUACUCGGAAUAUCUGUAUCAUCAUCAACGCCUGAACAAUCAAGAACAAUUGAUGGUCAUGGAAAAGGAAAGAUUGAUACAUCUACAAUGCCUAAACAAGUAACAUUUGAAAAUGAUGAACAAUCAUCAAAUAAAUCAUCAGUUAAUACACCAAUAACUCGUCAAAGUUCUGUAAUAAAUGAACCAACUCGUAAUAAUCAAAAACUAAGUGAUACAGAACUUUGGACUGAAUAUUAUCGUGUUGGUACCAUGAAUGCAUUUCAAUUAUUUCAUAAACAACAAUUUGAACAAGCUUUUGCUGAAUUUAAUGAUUUUUUAACUGAUCCAGGUGAAAUCAUAUCAUUAUUUGCACCAUUAUCAGCUAAUGUAUGGUUAACAAAUUCAUAUAAUGAAUUAAAUUCAUUCGUUAAACAACAUCGACAUUUUGCUGAACCAAAUGAUUUUGUUGGAGUUAAAUUUGAAAAUGCUUUACAUGAAUUACAACGUUAUUUAACUGAUUUACGUCGAGUUUUUCAAACAGUCUUUCGACGUUCACCAGAUAGUUGGCUUGAAGUUCAAUCACUUGUUCAAAAUCGACUUAUAUUAAAACCUGUUCGUGAAUUAUUAAGUAUUGUUGAAACAGCUCUACUUAAAGCUUAUUUAAUUGAUAAUAAUAAUAUAUUAGCUAAUGCAUUAUUACGUAAUCAAGAUAAUUGUUGUUUACCAUCGGAAGUUGAAAAAGAACUUAAAAAACAUCAUCGGCGUCAAGAAUUAGUUUCAUUUUAUGAAAAACGAAAGCGACAUAGUGAAGCAUUAGAUUUAAUUACAAAUACAGAAACAUUAUCAACGCGUGAAAAUAUUCUUAAUUAUUUAUCUAAACUUGAUAAUGAUCAAUUACCAUUAAUUUUUAAAUAUAUUGAACCAAUGAUAAAAUCCGCUUUAGAAGAAACAAAUAAUGAAAAUAUUCUUCAUGAUAUAUUAAUAUUAUUUGUUGGUGAAGCAACACCGGCAUCACCAUCACCAUCAACAAUGGAUAUAUCAAAUACAGGAGCAAUUAAACUUAAUCCAAUUGAAGUAUAUGGUUUUUUAAAAGAUAUUAAUCAAGAUUUUGCUAUAAAAUAUUUAGAAACUAUUUGUUUAAAACCAGAACUUGGUUCUAAACAACGUGAUAUUCAUAAUCGUCUUGUUUAUGCAUAUUGUGAUCGUAUUAAACAAUUAUCUAAUGAAUUUAAACCAAUGAUUAAAGCUAAACAACAAGAAAUUAAAAUUAAACAACAACCAGAAAUUUAUGAAGAUAAUGAUGUACUUGCAACUCAAUCAACAUUUUCUCGUCCAUCAUCAUCAGUUAAUGUUGAAAAUUAUUCCGCAAUAUCGUCUAUAAAGAAACAAAAAACUGAAUAUGAAACCAAAUUAAAAUUCUUUUUACUUAAUCAAAAUUGUCAAUGUGAUUUUGAUAAAUUAGAAGCAUAUUUUCUUCAAGAACAAAAUGAUACAUCAAAUGAACAUUUAUUUAGUUUACAUUAUGCUAUUGUACUUGGUAAAUUAGGUCAACAUGAAUCAGCACUUGAAACAUUUGUUAAAAAUGGUUUUUAUACAGAUGCUGAAAAUUAUUGUGAAACUAUUUAUUCGAAUGGUAAAAUUCAAUUAGCACAUGAUCUUUAUCGUCGUUUAAUUGAAUUUUAUUUAAAAAAAAGUAAUGAUGGAAAUUUAAAUGAAAAUAGUUUAAAAACUAUCCUACGUAUUGUUAAUAACGCAUCCGAACGUCUUGAUCCAGUUCAAACAUUAGAAAUCUUACCAGGUCAAUUGAAAUUAAAUAAUUUAAAAGAUUUUAUUGAACAUGCAUUACAAACAUGUUCAACAAAUAAACGUAGUUCACAAUUAGAACGUAAUUUACUAUUUUUAAAAUUACUUCGUACACAAUCAAAUCGUAUUUCAAGUGAAAAUCAUUCAUUUGUAAUUGAUGCUGAUUCAACAUGUGCUCGAACAGAAUGUACACAACCAUUUACAUCAACACAAGCUGUUAUGGAUUUUGAAGAAUUUAUUGAAUCUUUGGAAAGUUUACCAAUUGAUUUAAGUCGUAAUCUUCGAUUAUUACGAGAACUUGAUGAUAAAAGUUUAUCAUUAAAAUCAGAAUGUUCAACAAUUACAACAAAAUAUCAACAAACAAAAUCUCAUGAUGAAAAGUAUAAUUUAAUUCAAACAUUAAAUGAUUUACAAUCUCGACGUUUAUUACAUGCCAAUGAAAAAAUAACAUUAGCUAAUCAAGCAUAUGAAAUGGUUGAAAAACAUAUACGUCGUUUAGAUGAUGUACUUGAAGAAUUAGCAGCACAACCACAAAUAAAUUCAACAACAAAUCGAAAGAAAAAACGAACAAUAUCAACAAAUGAUGAUAUAAAUUCAAAUAAAAAACGACGUAAAAUAGAUAAACCAUUAAAUCAAGUACAAAAUAAAACAUCCAUUAAAAAGAAAGAACAACAACCACAAGAAUUAACAAAAGUUGAACCUGUUGGUUUAGAUUUAUUUCCAAUUGAUCCAUAUGAACCACGAUAUUGUAUAUGUAAUCAAGUAUCAUUUGGACGUAUGAUUGCAUGUGAUAAUCCUCAUUGUCAAAUUGAAUGGUUUCAUUUUGCAUGUGUUAAACUUGAAGAAGAACCUAAAGGAAAAUGGUUUUGUGAGAAAUGUCGAUCAAUUUCGAAUUAA
This is a messenger RNA of Rotaria sp. Silwood1, 3825 nucleotides long. The record is from the annotation of a GenBank genome assembly. Lineage: Eukaryota; Metazoa; Rotifera; Eurotatoria; Philodinida; Philodinidae.